This is a messenger RNA of Triplophysa rosa, 416 nucleotides long. RefSeq lists its product as uncharacterized. The coding region runs from base 21 to 383 and encodes 120 amino acids. Lineage: Eukaryota; Metazoa; Chordata; Actinopteri; Cypriniformes; Nemacheilidae. The record is from RefSeq and is a predicted model, not a curated record. The transcript has 2 exons.
CGGACAGAAGUGCCUCAGGAAUGGAUAUUGACCUCAGCGCUGUUGGGGUGUCCCAGACAUUAAGACCCACGAGCAGCUUUGUUGUUGGAAAGUUUGUUAAAGCAUUGGAGAAAGCCUCAACCAAAGAAAACCUCAAUGCAUCUCAGACAAAUGGCCUGCAGAAUUUUAAACCAGUUCAGUUUGCAGAAAUAGCAGCGGUCACCACAGACCCUGAGCUUUCAUUUACUGAAGUCACUGCGUCACCUCAAACAACAGUCUAUUCUUCUGAGCUGGAGACAGAUCCUGGGAAUCAAACCACGCCCACAGCAGAGAGCAUUAUUCCAUUCUAUGAGGGAAUCCUGAUACCCAACACCACUACGCUUGUUACGAUGACCUCCGAUUGAAAUCUCACUCCAUGGGUUUUUUACGUAUUUUGC